Messenger RNA from Juglans regia (Persian walnut), 2204 nucleotides. Its product is annotated as probable protein phosphatase 2C 12. Gene Ontology annotation, biological process: protein dephosphorylation. Gene Ontology annotation, molecular function: protein serine/threonine phosphatase activity. Bases 245 to 1531 code for a protein of 428 amino acids. Lineage: Eukaryota; Viridiplantae; Streptophyta; Magnoliopsida; Fagales; Juglandaceae. The transcript is spliced from 10 exons. The record is from RefSeq and is a predicted model, not a curated record.
UUUUUUUAAUUUUGGAUACUCUUGUUUUUCUUCGACGAUGGAAUUUUUGCAGUACGCCGGGAUCCAUGUUCCUUGGUCGCAGCGCCUGUUCCGAUUGCUAUCAUCUCGUUCCCUUCGCCGCUCGUAGCCACCGUCAGCUUCCAUUCCCUUCCGGCUUUGCUGAGAGCACAUGGAGGAUUAGAGUUUGGUGGGUGGGUACAUUCUUUGGCGAGAGUCUAUAUUGGGAUUUCUUGCGGCGAGAACAAUGUCAACGAGGAGUGAGCGUCACACAGUCCCGCUUUCGCUGCUGCUCAAGCGUGAAUUGGAGAACGAGAGGAUUGAGAGGCCCGAAAUUGUCCAUGGUCAGGCCAGCCAGAGCAAGAAAGGGGAGGAUUUUACCUUACUGAAGACGGAAUGCCAAAGGGUGGUUGGAGAUGGGAUCUCUACUUACUCUGUUUUUGGGCUAUUUGAUGGACAUAAUGGAUCUGCUGCUGCUAUAUACUCUAAGGAGAAUCUCCUCAAUAAUGUGUUAGGCGCUAUUCCUUCAGAUCUUAAUAGAGAUGAAUGGGUUGCAGCACUUCCUAGGGCUUUGGUUGCAGGCUUUGUUAAAACAGAUAAAGACUUUCAAGAGCAAGCACAGAGAUCAGGAACAACUGUCACCUUUGUAAUAAUAGAAGGAUGGGUCAUAACAGUUGCAUCUGUUGGUGAUUCCCGUUGCAUACUUGAACCUGCUGAAGGUGGUAUUUAUUACUUGUCGGCAGAUCACAGACUUGAUUGCAAUGAAGAGGAGAGGGAGCGAAUCACUUCUAGUGGGGGUGAGGUGGGUCGGCUUAAUACAGGUGGUGGUGCAGAGAUUGGUCCUUUGAGGUGUUGGCCUGGUGGUUUGUGCCUUUCCCGAUCAAUUGGUGAUAUGGAUGUUGGCGAGUUUAUUGUUCCUGUUCCUUAUGUAAAGCAAGUGAAGCUAUCUACAGCUGGUGGUAGGCUUAUUAUCUCAAGUGAUGGUGUUUGGGAUGCUUUAACUGCUGAGACAGCUUUUGAUUGUUGUCGUGAGAUGCCGGUAGAUGCUGCAGCUGCACAAAUUGUUAAAGAAGCAUUACAAGCAAAGGGACUUCGUGACGAUACAACCUGCAUUGUAAUUGACAUAUUACCACAGCAGAAGCCAGUUGCUCCUUUACCAGCGCCCAAGAAGCUGGGAAAAGGCGUGUUUAAGUCUAUGUUUCGUAGAAAAUCCUCGGAAUCAUCUUCUCAUGUUGAUAAAGAAUACAUUGAGCCUGAUGUGAUGGAGGAACUAUUUGAGGAAGGAUCUGCUAUGCUUUCAGAGAGGUUAGAUACAAAGUACCCUCUCUGCAACAUGUUUAGGUUAUUCACGUGUGCAGUCUGUCAAGUAGAGAUGAAACCCGGAGAGGGUGUUUCAAUACAUUAUGGUUCAUCAAACCCAGGAAGGUUGCGUCCAUGGGAUGGCCCUUUCCUUUGCUUAAGUUGCCAAGAGAAGAAAGAAGCCAUGGAAGGGAAAAGAUCAUCUGGAGAUAGACAUAGUAGUGGAAGUGACUAGUCAUCUCUCAGCUAUAUCCAUAUUUUGAGAGUAUUAACAGUUGUUUCAAAUUUGAUCGUUAAUGGAAAGUUGAAGCUUCCAGAAAAUAUUAUUUCCCUUCAAUUUCACAUGGAUGGUGUUCAGCUCUUGGAUCUAUUUGGCAUUCCACUUUGGAUCUUUUUGAGGAUCACCUUUUUAAUAUUUCAUUUCUUCAAGUCAGAUGAUCACAGUUAGAGGUGUUUGCUGUUUUGAAGAUUUGUUAUCUGACCUCCAAACAACACUUCCUGAGCCUUCCUCCCUUAAAAGAGUUGUGGAUGCUUUGAUAAAUUCACCAGUGCAGAAUCACGCAUUGUAGGUAAUUCAUUUCUUUCUGGAUUGAUUCCACUACACGCCAGUUCUGCCAUUUCAUAGAGUUAACACUUGAUGAAAGCAGCAUUUGGUGUAAUGUAUCAUAUAGGGAGUUUGAUGAGACCUCUAGAUUCAGUCCAAAUUCGGGAAACUUGUUUUACCAGCUUGCUGAAGAAUGUGUUUAUGCAGCAUAAAAUUUAUCCUUCCUUUGAGUAGUAGGAAGAUGAGCUUUCGGAAUAGAAGAUUAGCAUUGAUUUUCUGCUUUUGUUUUGUUUAAUGUGGUACUCAUCGCUAAGCUGUAUCUCCUUUGUUUUAUAAAUCAAUAACUAACUUGGAAUCUCUUAAA